GGCGGUUCCAAUUGCAACCAGGCCCUGAACUCCACCGUGGUCGGCGAGACGCGCAAGUGGCGCGAGUGUGGCUCCUGCGACCGCAUGACGGAGUGGAACUACGAUGGCGAUGCCGACGGGGUUAUGGAGUUGUACGAGGGCUGCAACGCCGGGCCGUUUGGGACCAGAACGCGCAAGUGGCGCGAGUGCGGCUCCUGCAACUGCAUGACGGAGUGGUGCUACGUUGGUGAUGCCGACGGGGUUAUGGAAUCGUACGAAGGUUGCAGCGCCACGGCAGACUGGGACCAGAGCUGGUGCUACGUGCAGGGCGGUUCCAAUUGCAACCAGUAUCUGCGCUCCACAGUGGUCGGCGAGACGCGUAAUUGGUGCGAGUGCGGCUCCGGCAAUGGCAUGACGGAGUGGAACUACGAUGGCGACGCCGACUGGGUUAUGGAGUCGUACGUAGGCUGCAACGCCACGGCCGACCGGGACCAGAGCUGGCGCUACGUGCAGGGCGGUUCCACUUGCAAACAGUACCUGAACACCACCGUG
Messenger RNA from Prorocentrum cordatum, 531 nucleotides. The record is from the annotation of a GenBank genome assembly. Lineage: Eukaryota; Dinophyceae; Prorocentrales; Prorocentraceae.